Messenger RNA from Impatiens glandulifera, 1412 nucleotides. RefSeq names its product leucine-rich repeat receptor protein kinase EMS1-like. Lineage: Eukaryota; Viridiplantae; Streptophyta; Magnoliopsida; Ericales; Balsaminaceae. Gene Ontology annotation, molecular function: ATP binding; protein kinase activity. The record is from RefSeq and is a predicted model, not a curated record. Gene Ontology annotation, biological process: protein phosphorylation. The coding region runs from base 134 to 1333 and encodes 399 amino acids. The transcript has a single exon.
AGACGACACUUGAGAGAGUCUUUGCCGUCUGAGAAUUUGAGAAUCGCCGGGGAAACGACGCUCUAUAUUCUCCCUAUCAAGAACAAUCAAUCAGUCAGUCAAACGUCGUCGUUUUCUUCAUCAUCUUCUUCGUAUGGAUCCAAUUUUUCAAGCAGUUAUCGCCGCCAUGGCCUGUUUCUUCGUUCUAACAUUAACCUUCAUCGCCAUAUACAUCGCCUGCGGCAAACGCAACAAGCGGCAAUCGCGACAGAUCCGCGGUAAUCGCAUCCGAACAAUCCCUAAUCCUGAUCUAUCAUCCGUCGCCGUCACAGAGAGCGCCUUGUUUGACCCGAGUCUAAAUCAGAUCUCCAUGCACGAGCUUGUUCAGGCAACACAAGACUUCUCCAAGGACCGCAUCGUCGGCGACGGUAGCUUCGGUUUAGUAUACAAAGCUCAGCUACGUAGCGGAGUAACCGUCGCCGUCAAAAAACUCAGCGCCGACGCCUUCCAAGGCUACCGUGAAUUCCGCGCUGAAAUGGAAACCCUAGGUAAACUCCGGCAUCAUAACAUAGUCAAAAUGCUAGGUUACUGCUCAACUGGAUGCGAUCGUGUCCUGAUUUACGAAUUCAUCGAGAAAGGAAGCCUGGAUCAAUGGCUUUACGAUACUUCAUCGGAAACCGACUUCAAUUCUCCGGACGCAGUUCCAUGGUCACCUCUUCCCUGGUCGACUAGAAUCAAGGUUAUGAAAGGCGUCGCCAAUGGUUUAUCCCAUAUGCAUAACCUAGAAGUGCCAAUUAUUCACAGAGAUAUCAAAGCCAGUAAUGUCCUAUUAGAUUCCGAAUUCGAAUCUCAUAUAGCUGACUUCGGUUUAGCCCGAAGAAUCGAGGGGACUCACUCCCACGUCUCGACCCAGGUCGCCGGGACAAUGGGGUAUAUGCCACCUGAAUACAUACACGGGGCCACAACCGCAACUGCCAUGGGAGAUAUCUACAGUUUUGGCGUCUUAAUGUUGGAAGUUGCAACAGGAAUUCGACCCCAUCUCACCUUCAAAGUCAGGGAGGACGAGAAGGAAGUUAGACUGGUUGAUUGGGCUAGGAAAAUGGCGGAAAUGAAUCGAGAAAUGGAAAUGUUGGAUGGAUACAUCGUGAAAGAAGGGUUGAGUGUGAUCAGUGUGGUUGAGUAUUUCAGGAUUGCUAACAUGUGUACAGAUGAAACGCCGAGGAUGAGACCUUUAAUGAGAGACAUUGUCGAUUUAUUGGAUCAAAUUACAGUUACAGUUGUUCGACAACAAGACAAGGAAAUUGAAAAGGAUGUUAUUAUGAAUCAACAUGAAUCACAUUUGGAAGAAGUAUAAGUAAAAUCUAUUAUUGUAAUGAAGAUGUUAGAUAAGUGGUGAAUUCUAUAUUAGAAGAAAAGCAAGUAUUGUUGUUUUA